AUGUCAUUCACAAGCAUAACAAGAACAAUCAACCUACGAAAUAUCAUCGCAACCAUCAAAAAAUAUUCAAGAUUCAUAGGCCCUGGUCUUAUGGUUAGUGUUGCUUUCCUAGAUCCAGGUAACUAUUCAACAGCAGUAUCAGCAGGAAAUGCAUACAAGUAUAGCCUUUUAUUUUCCAUAUUAUUAUCAAAUUGUCUUGCCAUAUUCCUACAAACACUAGCGGCCAAACUUGGAGCUGUCACGGGAUUGGAUCUAGCAGCUAAUUGCAAAGCCCAUUUUCUGUUUAGGACGAACCUCGUACUAUACAUUAUGACUGAAAUCGCCAUUAUAGCAACUGAUUUGGCUGAGGUUGUAGGUACAGCAAUUGCAUUAAAUAUCUUGUUCAAAAUACCAUUGUUUUUGGGGGUCAUUGUUACCGUUGUUGAUGUUUUGAUUGUUUUGGCUGCAUAUAGACCUAAGGGUCCACUCUUAUUCAUUCGGAUAUUUGAAUCCUUUGUGUCAAUCUUGGUUGCUGCCACUGUUGUUUGCUUUGGAAUCCAAUUGUAUCAGGUAAGUCAUGAUAAAUCGAUAAAUUUUUCCACUAUUGAAGUACUACGAGGUUUUCUCCCCAAUGAAAACGUUGUUGAUAUGUCUGAAAGAGAAGGUGGGAAUGGAUUAUUCUUGAGUUUGGCCAUAUUGGGUGCCACUGUAAUGCCACAUUCCUUGUACCUUGGGUCUGGAUUAGUACAGUCGAGAUUGAAAGAUUACGAUAUCAAGAAUGGAUUUUAUAAGCCAUUGCCCAAGGGAAAACCCCGGUCUUCAUUGUCAGCUGUAACUACAAGUGAUGAAAUCACUAUCAAUUCAGGAGAACAUGAACCACCAAAUGUCGAAGAAUUGACAUUUUCUAUACCACACCACCCAGGGGAAUUGAAUACACCCCUUCCUCAUUUCGAAAAAGAUUCUGAUACAACAACUCUUGAUGACGAAGAUGAAGACGACGAUUAUAGACCAUCAAUUCAUGCAAUAAAGGACACGAUGUCAUACACAAUUAUUGAAUUGGUGAUCUCACUCUUCACUGUGGCUUUGUUUGUGAACUCAGCCAUUUUAAUAGUUGCAGGCGCCACACUCAGUAGCUCAAAAGUUAGCUCGCGUGAUGAUCAUGACGAUGGAGAUGAUUCUGAUUAUGAUUCCGAUCACGAUGACAAUUACGAAAAUGCCGACUUGUUUACCAUUUAUCAUUUACUUUCAAAGCACUUGUCUCCCACGGCUGGAUUUGUAUUUGCUUUAGCAUUGUUAUGUUCUGGUCAAAGUGCAGGUGUGGUGUGCACAUUGGCAGGACAGAUGGUUUCUGAGGGGUUCUUGUCAUGGAGCUUACCACCAAUCGCUAGAAGAUUAAUUACACGUGGAAUGGCAAUUGCACCAUGUUUAUUUGUUGUCACUUUUGCUGGAAGAGAGGGACUAGCAAAGACAUUGAAUGCCAGUCAAGUUGUACUAUCUUUGCUUUUGCCUAUUGUUAGUGCUCCUCUAAUCUGGUUUACAUGCAAUAAACAUACCAUGAAGGUGCCUGUUUACGUGCGUGAUGGUGACGAAGAUAUUGAUAUCGCAACCAAUUUGUUUGAUAACGAAGUGGGCAAUGUUGCGCCAGUCAAUACUCAGAUCAAUUCCAUCAAGAGGUUUACGAGCUCGGAGCCGGCAAUUAGACUUCAAGAUUUGCGCAAGUCGCAUCCAUGUGCUGGUUGGGAAGAUGAUGACGAAGAGGAAGAGAAUGGAAACCAUCAUAAUCCAUUGACGAGCAACUAUAAUGAAGAAAGCAGGCGAUUGAUUGGUGAUGACUCCAACACCAAUACUGAAGCAGAACCCCAUGCCCAGUCUCAUAGUACAAUCAAGCCAAGGUCGAAUUCAUCAGUCCUGCUAUCAAAUCAAACAGUUCCUGAUGCAAGCGUUGGCUCAUCGUCAUCGUCAUUAUCUCCGUCUCCUAACAUGUUAACCACAGACACUGAAGAUGACUUUUUGGACGAAGAGAAUUAUCGUAUUAAAGGUUAUAAAGAUUUCAGUAAUUCUACGUUAACGUCAGUGUUUGCGGUUUUGAUUUGGAGUUUUAUUACGUUGUUGAAUUUGUAUUUGGUGGUGAAUAUGGUGAUAGAAGCAUGA
Molecule: messenger RNA, 2130 nt
Organism: Lodderomyces parapsilosis
Lineage: Eukaryota; Fungi; Ascomycota; Pichiomycetes; Serinales; Debaryomycetaceae
Product: divalent metal ion transporter
Exons: 1
Coding region: 1-2130 (709 amino acids)
Biological process (GO): intracellular manganese ion homeostasis; iron ion transport
Cellular component (GO): plasma membrane
Molecular function (GO): manganese ion transmembrane transporter activity; cadmium ion transmembrane transporter activity
Source: RefSeq, a predicted model, not a curated record